AGGCUCCUAGCUAUUGGUUCUUUGCAGCCAUAAUAGAGAUGGUAUUAUUAUUGCUUUAUUUAUAAUUAUUAUCAUUGUAUUAAUUUUGUUUUCAUUGGGUAUAAUAGUGAUGGAUUCUAGGAGAAAUAAAAUUAUUAAGAUUAUCUUGCAAGAACAAGAAGAAGACGAUGAACUAUUUUUCCUUUUGGUUCCCGCUUUAUAUGCUUCCCUUUAUGAGGAAAAGCAUCCAGUUCACACAUCAUCUUUAUCUGGGGCUACAAAGGUUAAGGAAAUAUUAGAAGGCCACGAGAGUUGGUCUAGGGUUGAGUUUCGGAUGGAACCUGAGAUUUUCAAGUCUAUCGUGGAUUACCUUAGAAGAGAGAAUCUAUUGAAAGGCACGUCGUGUGUUGCUAUCGAGGAGCAGUUGGCAAUGUUCAUGUACAUGAUUUCGCACAAUGCUAGUAAUCAAGAUCUACAAAAAUACUUCCAACACAGCGCAGAAACAAUUCAUAGGAAGAUAAACAGGAUUUUUGACUUAAUUCCAACUCUAGCCCAAAGAUUUAUAAAGAUUCCAAGUUCACUCCAGCCCCACCCGAAGAUUGUUUCGAACAACCGCUAUUGGCCAUAUUUCCAGAACUGCAUUGGUGCUAUAGAUGGAACACAUAUCCCCAUCACUAUUGCUGAAGAUAAGGCACCCCCAUUUAGGAAUAGGAAAGGAACCCUCUCACAGAAUGUCAUGGUUGCAUGUGAUUUUGAUCUGAAUUUCACAUUUAUUUCAUGUGGGUGGGAAGGGUCCGCAUCAGAUGCAGGAGUUCUUCGUUCUGCUAUUAGCAAGGGGUUUCAUGUGCCAAAUGGAAAAUUUUAUCUCGUAGAUGGUGGAUAUGCAAACACGCCUUAUUUUCUUGCACCAUAUCGAGGAGUUCGGUAUCACCUGAGUGAAUUUAGGAGGCGGCGCUCAUCUAAUACGGGCUAUGCCGACCAUAGGGAGCUGUUCAACCAUACCCAUGCAAUCCUCCGGAACCACAUCGAAAGGAGCAUUGGUGUUCUGAAAAAACGUUUCCCUAUCUUGAAAGUGGGUAAAGUAGUGGUAGAGUGA
Molecule: messenger RNA, 1075 nt
Organism: Triticum aestivum (bread wheat)
Lineage: Eukaryota; Viridiplantae; Streptophyta; Magnoliopsida; Poales; Poaceae
Product: putative nuclease HARBI1
Exons: 3
Coding region: 110-1075 (321 amino acids)
Source: RefSeq, a predicted model, not a curated record